AUGGUCACGCACAACGAAGAGCACGAGGCAAUAUCGUCGCCAAGCAGCUCGAGUCCUUCAAAGCGUGACGGUGAUGAAGAGAAAGCCCAGGAAGCUCCUCAUUCCUUUCUCGUGGAAUGGGACGGUGACAAUGACCCUCUCGACCCGCGUACCUUUUCGCCGUUCAGGAAAUGGUUCUACGUGAAUGGAGUGGCCAUGGGUUCUCUAAUGGUGACUUGCACCUCUUCCCUGUACACCAUGACCUACGAUCAGCUCAUGGACGAGUUUGGUUGCUCUCUCGAAAUCUGCAACCUCGGACUGUCGCUGUACCUGAUUGGCCUGGCUCUGGGACCUCUUCUCUUUAGCCCAAUGUCGGAGUUCUAUGGACGCCGCCCAAUUUACCUCACCUCGACCUUUUUCUUCCUCAUUUGGUUGAUUCCGUGCGCCGUCGCCCAGAACAUUCAGACUCUCCUGGUAGCACGCUUCCUGGGUGGUCUUUCCGGAAGCGCAUUCCUUGGUGUCGCUGCCGGGACUGUGGUCGACAUGUUCAUCCCUCAACAGCUCCUGGUUCCAAUGACAGUUUUCACUGGAGCUCCUUUCGUCGGCCCAGCUCUGGGUCCCAUCAUGGGUGGCUUCAUCAACUCGUUCACGGACUGGCGCUGGUGCUUCUAUGUCCAGAUCAUUUGGGCUGCCGUCAUCCUCCUCUGCGUUCUGCUCACCCCGGAAACCUUUCAUCCGGUCCUCCUGAGCAGGAAAGCGGCCAAGCUCCGCAAAGAUACCGGCGACAACAGGUACUACUCGGCCUCCGAGAAAGCCCGGGCACAAAAGUCCCUCUCCGGAGCCCUUUUAGCGUCCCUCUACAUCCCAUUCAAGCUCCUGUUCCGGGACCCGAUGAUUGCCGUUCUCAGCACAUAUACUUCGCUGCUCCAGGCUGUCCUGUACAUGUGUUUCUCGGCCUUCGCUCUGGUCUUCGGCAACAACCACGGGUUCAAUCUCUGGCAGAUCGGCCUGACUUUCCUCGGUCUGGCGGUAGGAAACGUGGUGGCUUGCUUUUGCAACCCGCUCUGGCACAAGCAGUGGAUACGGUCGAUCGCGAAAGAGAAGGCCAAGUAUGGAGCAGACUAUAAGCCUCAGCCUGAACUGAGACUCCCUCCUGCCAUUGUAGGAGGCCCCAUGCUGACAGCAGCACUAUUCUGGUUCGCCUGGACGACUUACGCGUCAGUACACUGGAUCGUGCCCAUCAUCGCGACGCUGUUCUUCAGCACUGCCUUCUUUUUCCUCUUUCAAGGUAUCUUCACCUUCCUGGCUGCUGCGUACCCCACGUAUGCCGCCAGUGCUAUGGCAGUGAACACUACUACCCGCUGUCUCCUCGCGGCGGCCUUUCCGCUUUUCACGAAUCAGAUGUAUAACAACCUCGGCUACCAAUGGGCUUCGGCCCUGGUUGCUUUCUUGACUUUGGUCAUGGCGCCAUGGCCGUUCAUCUUUUACAAGUUCGGGCCGACGUUGAGGGCGAAGAGCAAGUUCGCCCACUCUUAA
This is a messenger RNA of Capronia coronata CBS 617.96, 1515 nucleotides long. RefSeq lists its product as uncharacterized. Bases 1 to 1515 code for a protein of 504 amino acids. Gene Ontology annotation, biological process: transmembrane transport. NCBI's taxonomy places the organism in Eukaryota, Fungi, Ascomycota, Eurotiomycetes, Chaetothyriales, Herpotrichiellaceae. Gene Ontology annotation, molecular function: transmembrane transporter activity. The record is from RefSeq and is a predicted model, not a curated record. The transcript is spliced from 7 exons.